ACUCGCUUUACUCUUUCUCCUCACUUCUUUAUUAUCCACAACUCUUGGAGGGUGAUGUUCAAUGAUUGGCUAGUUGGGGAAUCGGAGAUUGGAGGCUUGCAUUUCUAAUCGGCGUUCAUGUUUAGCCUACACCUUGCACACCCACUGAGCCGAGAGGACGGACAGAGUGCGAGGAGCGUGAAAGGGCUGGAGCUCGGAGUUAAUAACCGUUGGCAGUAGCAGCGGACCGAGACGACCGAAACAGUCGAUACUUUUUUUAACGGAUUUAACGGGCGAAAUUGGCUAGUGCUCAAGUUGGGUCUAGAGGAGAGCGCAUCAGUCAAGUAUUUUUCGUCUUCGUACGUGAUUUCUGUAUUAUUAUUCCGCGUCAGAUGUUAAAAUAUACGGAGCUCUGGCUGAUAUACGAAACUUUCUUCCGACUUGCCCUGUCAGCGCUUCUUCUAUGGUUCGCCUUUUACCCGGACACGACGGGAGUUGGACGCGAUAAUAUCUGGAGUACUGUUCCAUCAAGUUGUUGAUGUUGUUCAUCCGGAGUUAUUGGUGUUUUGGGGGGUCUUCUCUGAGAUUUACUGUAUUGGAGGAACUCAUAGCAAGAAAUAACAUUUUAAGUUUAUUUUAUUCCAAGGGAGAAAGGAUUUUAUUUGUUUAUUCCAUGUUGGUUUAUUUAUUCCAGUAACCUAAACUACGUGUAGCCUAUAUUUUAAGGGACACAUUGAAGAGAGUGGAGGGGCGACAUCCACGGCAUCGAGAGCACCUGGGACGUAUCGCCGUGGCGUAGCCCGGUAAAGAUGCUCUCUGUUCGGAUGCAGCGUGACCAAGGACUCGGUCAUCUACUGGUUCUCCUUGUUCUCACCAGUGGAUAUCUCGUCUCCGAUGCUGAGAGCAGCGACUACAGCGACGUGAUUCCAGACUCGUUCUCCUUCGCCUCGGCAGAACCGCUCCCAGAGUUCCAGCUGGAACCGGAGGACGGGUUCAUCGUUAAGAACCGCCCGGUGCAGCUCCGCUGUAGAGCCGCCCCCGCCACACAGAUAUACUUCAAGUGUAACGGAGAGUGGGUCAACCAGAACGAUCAUGUGACCAGAGAGAGCCUCGACCAGAUCACAGGCCUGGUGGUGAGGGAGGUGGAUAUAUCUGUAUCGAGGACCCAGGUGGAGGAACUGUUUGGUCUGGAGGACUACUGGUGUCAGUGUGUGGCCUGGAGCUCUGCAGGCACCACCAAGAGUAGUCGCGCGUACGUCCGCAUCGCAUAUCUGCGUAAGACCUUUGAGCAGGAGCCUCUGGGUCGAGAGGUGAGAUUGGAGCAGGAGGUGUUACUGCAGUGUCGACCCCCUGAGGGCAUGCCUACUGCUGAGGUGGACUGGUUGAAGAAUGAGGACAUCAUAGAUCCGUCUCAGGACUCUAACUUCCUGAUGACCGUAGAAAAUGACCUCAUAAUUAAACAGGCCCGUCUCUCUGACACGGCCAACUACACCUGUGUGGCACGUAACCAGGUAGCCAAGAGACGCAGUAGUACCGCCACGCUUAUCGUCUACGUGAGUGGGGGCUGGUCUUCGUGGACUGAGUGGUCGCAGUGUAACGCCCAGUGUGGGCGGGGCUGGCAACGACGGACACGCAGCUGCACCAAUCCCGCGCCUCUAAACGGGGGAGCCUUCUGCGAGGGCUCGGCUUUCCAGAGAGUCACAUGCACCACUCUGUGUCCAGUGGACGGAGGCUGGACGGACUGGGCCAAAUGGUCAGCGUGUGGGACAGAGUGUACCCAUUGGAGGAGCAGGGAGUGUCAGGCCCCCCCGCCCCGGAAUGGAGGACAUGUUUCCGUGGGGACAUUUGUUUGUUACACCCAGUGUUUCCGUGGGGACAUUUAUAAAAAGGCCUCUAUUGAACAUGCCAGUUAUCCGUUGGACCCUGGUAUGGGUGUAACAGUGUACGCUGGCCUGGUGGGGGCGCUGUUACUGUGUGUGGUGCUGGUGCUGUGUGUGGGGGUGUUGGCAUACCGACGCAACUGUCGCCAUCUCCACGGCGAUAUCACCGACUCCUCCUCCGCCCUCACCACAACCUUCCAGCCCGGCAACUGCAAACCACCCAGACAGGACAACCCUCACCUCCUCCACCCCUCUGCGCCCCCGGACCUGACAGCCACAGCGUGUACCUUCAGGGAUCCUCUCUUCUCCCUGCAGCAGGGUGCCAAUGAUGGUCACCACAAGAUCCCCAUGACAACGUCUCCCCUGCUGGACCCCCUGCCCAGCCUCAAGAUCAAGGUGUACAACUCAUCCAACCUGUCAUCCCUGGAGUUACCAGCAGAGGGCCACAGCGACCCUGAGAUCCUCAGCCUGAAACAUGUUGGCAUGGGGGUCACCAUGGUACGGGACAGAGACGGGCAUCAUACACUGUCCAGAGAGCCUGGCCACAGCACCUCCGUUACCCUGGGCAACCUGGGGGGACGCCUUACCAUCCCUAACACAGGUGUGAGUCUGUUGGUUCCAUCAGGUACUAUUCCUCAGGGGAAGUUCUAUGAGAUCUACCUCACCAUCAACAAGUGGGAGAAAACCACGUUGCCGUCGGAGGGCAGUCAGACAGUGCUGAGCCCAGUGGUGAGCUGUGGUCCAUCAGGCAUGCUACUGAGUCGACCUGUGGUCCUCACUCUGCCACACUGUGCCCAGCUAGAUACCCCAACACCAGACUGGACCCUCACCCUCAAGACACAGACACACCAAGGGGCAUGGGAGGAGGUGCUGACGGUGGGAGAGGAGAGUCUAUCGUCCCCCUGCUACCUCCAGCUAGAGGAGUCUAACUGUCACGUGGUGAUGGAGCAGUUGGGGACCUACGGUCUAGUGGGCCAGUCCUGCCCUCCCCAGCCCGCCUGUAAGAGGCUACAGCUGGCCCUGUUCGCCCCCAGAGCCCCCUGUCUCUCUCUGGAUUACAUCCUGAGGAUUUACUGCACACAGGACACACCACACGCCCUGAAGGAGGUGUUGGAGUUGGAGAGGAGUCUAGGGGGGGUGUUGCUGGAGGACCCUAAACCCCUGCUGUUUAAAGAUAGCUACCACAACUUGCGUCUGUCCAUCCAUGACAUCCCUCACUCGCAAUGGAGAAGCAAACUACUGGCCAAGUACCAGGAGAUUCCAUUCUACCACAUCUGGAGUGGUGGUCAGAGACCCCUUCACUGUACCUUCAACCUCGAGAGAGGCAGCCUGGCAGUGUCUCAGCUCACCUGUAAGAUCUGUGUCAGACAGGUGGAAGGAGAGGGACAGAUCUUCCAACUGCACACAGACAUACAGGAGAGCCUCCCGCCCUGCUUCCCCCUCCCCUCCGUGGGUACCUGCCUGCCCUCCUCCCAGGCGGGACCCUAUGCCUUCCGUCUGCCCACCUCCAUACGACAGAAGAUCUGUGCCAGUCUGGACGUCCCCAGCGCCCGCGGCUGUGACUGGAGACUGCUGGCACACAGCCUGGGCUUCGACAGGUAUCUCAACUACUUUGCAACAAAGCCCAGCCCCACAGGUGUUCUGUUGGACCUAUGGGAGGCCAGUCACCAAGGCGAUGCGGACCUGGUGUCCCUAGCGACCGCUCUCGAGGAGAUGGGCAAAAGUGAGGUUCUGGUUGUCAUGGCGACAGACGGCGAUUGCUGAUUGGUCAAAGAAAAAGGAGACAGAGGGGGGAAAAAGUAGGGGGGGGGGGAUCUUGUCAUCGUAAAGAAAUAAAUUCAAUACACCAAUACUUGCCUAUGGACACGAAAACUUGCCCAGCCCUUCUGCACUACAGACUCCUAUGGAAACAUGCCCAGUCCACACCUUCUGCAUAGACUUAGCACUACAGACUAUUAGCUUUCUCUUGCCUGUAAUACCUCUGUCCCAUGGCCCAUCACCUCUCAGUGCCCCCUUCAUCAGCCUCUCUAUGCCCAGCACACCCACCCCAUCCUGGGCUAGCUCUGCUACCAGCUACCCAGGCUCACCUUGAGGCCUAACUCCCCCUCAGCAAUGUUGCAGCUCUCCUGGAGAGGAACGAUGUUGGUGUGAAAUCCUCGGUGGUUUGAACUGUGUUGUUUUAACAGAGCAGAAACAAAGCUGUUUAACUUGUACAUGAAACAACCACUGAAGACCUUCAACAAUGAAAUGUCAAGCACUCAUACACUCAAAGUGCACACACACACACACACACACACGCACGCACG
Salvelinus fontinalis (brook trout) is the source of this 4165-nucleotide messenger RNA. Its product is annotated as netrin receptor UNC5B-b-like. Lineage: Eukaryota; Metazoa; Chordata; Actinopteri; Salmoniformes; Salmonidae. Gene Ontology annotation, cellular component: membrane. Gene Ontology annotation, biological process: netrin-activated signaling pathway; anterior/posterior axon guidance. The record is from RefSeq and is a predicted model, not a curated record. The transcript is spliced from 20 exons. Gene Ontology annotation, molecular function: protein binding; netrin receptor activity. Bases 789 to 3623 code for a protein of 944 amino acids.